Molecule: messenger RNA, 1833 nt
Organism: Tremella mesenterica DSM 1558
Lineage: Eukaryota; Fungi; Basidiomycota; Tremellomycetes; Tremellales; Tremellaceae
Exons: 2
Coding region: 1-1833 (610 amino acids)
Biological process (GO): regulation of DNA-templated transcription
Molecular function (GO): DNA-binding transcription factor activity, RNA polymerase II-specific; zinc ion binding
Source: RefSeq, a predicted model, not a curated record
AUGUCACCUAUUACACCUUCGACAGCUAAAAUGCAAAACAAAUCAUCUAAUUCACCACCUAUUUCUUCACCUACCACACCGACGGAAAAUGCAGGACCGUCCGUGUCGAGACGCGCGGGAAAGGCGAAUGUUUCUAGCGCUUGUGGACCGUGCAAAAGGGCGCAUUUAGCAUGUGAUGUGGCUAGACCGUGUAAAAGAUGUGUUAAUAUGGGUAAAGAGGAUCAAUGUGAGGAUGUUCCUCACAAAAAAAGAGGUCGUCCAAAAGUCGUCAAACCAUCAAUGGGAGAACCUUAUCAACGUCGUCCUCCACCUCCUAACGAACCUACAAAUUCAUUCCCCGAUCCAUCACAAGGAAAAUGGCGUGGACCUUCUUCUUAUGACGCUCCAUAUAUGGCAACAGUAGAACCACCACCACCACUUAUGCCAUUACCACCACCACCACCUCCUCCUCCUCCUAUUUCAAUACCAAUAUCAAUCCCGAAUUCUUCUUUACCUAGACCUAUAUCACCUAUCGAUCAACAAAUACAACAACCAAACCUUUUCACAUUGUUCACAACUACAGAAUUAAAAAUAUUACGUGCAAGUCAAUCUUGUUAUCCAUUAACAGGAUAUCAUCCACACGAAUUUGUGAAUUUAAAUUUAUUAGAUUGGUUACAUCCUUCCGAUCGACAUUUAAUAGAUUUAGAAAGACAAAGACUUAUAAACGUUUCUUUCAUAACAGGUUCAUUACAGUCAGAUAGAGAAACUCAAGCUGCUAUUACACAAAGAUCAGAAAGAGAAUUAUUAUCACCUGCAGAAGGUAUGAGAGAUCCUUAUCCAAACCAAAAUGCUAGAGUGUUAAGAUCUGAUAAUUUAUUUAAUUAUUUUAAUAUUAGAUUACAUUUAGGUGGUGGUUUAGGUGCUUCUUUAUGGAGAUCUGAAACUUUAAGUAGAGUUUAUAUCGUUGUUUCUUUACUUCUUAUACCAACUCAACAAAAUUUACAACAACAACAACAAAGAGAUUUACAUAUUCCUAUUUCUUCUUCACAAUCUCAAUCUCAAUCACAAGAUUAUUCAAGACGUAUUUCAACGAAUCAAUCUAUACAAUCGAAUCAAUUCACGAAUUCUCAAUCACAAUCUCAAUCUCAAUCUCAAAUACCACCAACACCUAUAACACCUAUUCCUCAUUCGAAUUCAAAUUCGAAUCCGACACAAGGAAAUAUGUUACAUUCUUCGACUAUUGGUUUACCUGGUUUUUCAAGUAUAGCAGCUGCUGCGGAUUCUCCUUUACCAUCUUCACAUACACAUUCACAUUCAAAUCCUCAUAUGUUACCACCUCAACAAAGAUAUGAUCCUUCAAGUUAUUAUUCCCAACCUUUACCUCCGACUCGAGGACAUCCAUCCGGUACCAUCAACCCUCAUACAGGAGGUAUCAACUCUCAUCAAGGUGGUAUCAACAAUAAUAACCCGACAAUAAACUCUAACUCUCAUCCUACCGUUAAUUCCCACCCGGGUCAAAAUAUCAAUCAUCAUCCUCAUCCAGGUCCUAAUAUCCCCCAUCCAAAUCCACAUCCAAAUCCCAUCCCUCACUCUUCUACCCUCCCUCCGACAUCCAACGGACCACCGCCGUCUAUGGGAAUGACGACGAUUAAUUCAAAUCCUUACGCUUACACUCAACCUAGACAACCUUACCCUUCCACACAAAGAAGAAGCAUCUCACCAGGUCCUCCACAUAGAUCAUAUCAGGAUUAUCCCGUACCGCCAGGAGGUUAUUACGAGGUUAAAGAGGAAGAAUGGAGGAGACAACAAAGUGCAGGUCCGACGGGAGAUUAUAAAAGGUCUUGGGAGUUAUGA